CAGGUUUUCAAGAUGAUGCCAAACAAAGUACAGCAAAGCAAUCAAGCAUAAUGAGGGCUUUGAAAUUCUAAGGUAAUUUUGCAAAUAGUGUACCGGAAAAUUUUGAUUGUAUUUAUUCAUAUAUUUCAAACAUAAAGUGUCUUUCUUGUGAAUAUCUGUUUAUUAUGACGCUGUUACAUGAUGGCGAACACAAAGCAAAUGCAUGUCGAAAUGCAUAGUCAGUUUCCCGAACGUAAGUCCGUCUGAGGCCGACUACUUUGUAAAACACUUUAUUACCCAGCUAUUAAUCCAAAUUAAUUUUUUUAUCUUUCCUAGUGGAUACAAGAGAGAAUAAAAUCAAAAUGCGGCGAGAGCAACUUAGAGCCAAGGCUGAGGUUUGUGAUUUGUUUAUCAUAUUAAUUCAUACACAACUGCGUUUAAUAUCUAUUUUUCAAUUUCCUAGAGUGUAAAGGAGAAACUUAUCGGUCAACUACAGGACAGUUUUAAUUCAAGUUUAGAUAAUUUGCUCGAUGAUUUUCUGACAGAUAGCGGCGAUGGCUCCAGGAAUGGAGCGAAGGAGCAGGUGACCUCCUCCAGAAAGUAAGUCUACUAGUCUAUAAAUGACUUGAACUUUCGAUCUUAUUUAGAUUUGUGCCAUUAAUUCUCCAGGUGCUUUCAUGGAUGAAUCGAAGUGUACGAUCCCCAUACGUUGUAGCGCUGUAUAGAACUGCCUCGUUCUUUAAAAGUCACUACUAGUCUGUCCUGGGAUAGUCCAAUUAAAAAAAGGUCUUUUGGGUAAAUAAAACGACUGAUUUAAGCCCUGAAGAGUCAGAAAUAUGGGAGUUGAUGAGAGUUGAGAAGCGAGAGUUUGCAUGAGAGAGAGAGAGAGAGAACUCUCAACUCUCAUGGCCUCGUGAAACAAGAACAAGAGUUGCAUGAGAGUUGAUGAGAGUUGACUGGAUAUUACUAAAUAUCCUGAGUCAACUCUCAUCAAACAGUGCGAUAGAGAAUACUGUGAUCCUGAUCAUUUGACUGUGGCUUUGUUAAAGAAGUGGAAAUUCCAGUCAAUAAAGAAAUAUAUCCAUUGGGCUAUUUAUCCCUAGUCAAACGAGGAUGAGAGUUGACACUUGUGUGGGCGAGAGUUGGACAUGUCCAAAUGCAUGCACUUUAUAAUUAUCUCUUUCUUAACACCAGAUGAUUUUAUUUCUCAGUGAGCGAGUCAUUAAUGGGUUAAAGCCCAGCAAACAACUAUCAGUACACAUACUGUAGUACCCCUCCCCCCCCCCCCCAUUUCUCAAUGGAUUUAAAAAUAUAUUGAAGGUGGUCUUUAAGAUCAUGCACCCAUGCCAGAGACUACUAGCAUGGAGUACCUGGAAUGCACUGUCUGGCCCCACGUCUGCACCCUGACUUUACCACUGUAAUAUUGACCCUUGAUUCUUACUGUGUUACUCAACAUAAUUUUUGUGGGGGUUUAGUUUUGUAGUUAACCCAUAAGUUGCAUUACUGUAUAUAUAUGCCCUAAUGCACCCUGCUUUAUUAUUUACUCUGUCUAUUGCCAGACAAUUUUACUUGUCAAGGGGGGAGUGCUGGUGUUCCAGCAUGUGUCUAAGUAAAAAUCGAGUUAACUGGGCCAUUAAUUAAGUUGCAUUGUGGUGCUAAUGCCCCUUACUUUAUUAUUUUACUUUGUCUAACACCAGACAAUUUUACUUGGCAAGUGGAGAGCGCUGGUGUUUAAUGGGUUUAAAAUGUUGUUUCUAAAGUUCACACUGGGCUGGCGCCACUUAAAACUUGUCCGAUAAAAUACCAUUCUGUUACAACUCUGUUGAAAGUGAGUGUUAGUUGUAGUUGAUAUUGUAGUGGAUGAUCAAGUAGACGUGUAUAUUCACAUGUAUGUUGUCUAAGUGUACAAUGAAGAAACAUCUGCCACAUGCACAUAAAAACAUAGAAUGUGAUAUUCUUAAGAAUAGAUACUUAAAUUAAAGCAAUUUAAUUAUCCUGUAUUACUCAUCUCAGGAAAAAUAUUCAAAAGUGUUGGGUUGUACAGUAUCUGUGAGUAGACUUAAUUGUAAGUAUAUAUUAUUUUAGUCUUUGUGUUUAGGAUUUAUAGAAACUACAUAUAUCAGUAAAUCAUCAAAAUUUUGUUAUUUAAUUUGGAAUUAUGAGAUUAUGAAGUAAACCACAGUUUGUCUACUGUAAGUGAGAUAGGCAGAUGGGUACUGUUCAAUUGUUUUAAUGGGUACUGUUCAAUUGUCUGUUUGCUUUGAUCAAACACCUGCAACCUUCUCAAGCCUAAUAUUUGACUCCAUUAUUAGUAAUUUAUUCUAAUAUUCAGAAACCUACUUGAAGUGAAUGCAUGGAAGAAGGUUUUUAAAAAAUUGACUUAUUUUUUAACAUAAGUUAAAAUUAAAAAAUAAUUCACUCAGUCUGGUUUUCAUUGCUGCCCCUGGCCGCCUCAAAUACUUUUCAAAUAUUCUUAUUUGUCAGUUUUAGUAGGUCAGUUUAUGAUAGUAGGUCAGAUUUAGUAGGUCAGACAGAGAGAGUGAACUAAAAAAUAAUUAAAUACAUACAUCAUCUGGUUGAAUGAUAAAAUGCAUUAUCUUGUCUAAAAGACUAAAUAGCUUGCCUAUGCUGCAGCAAAGAUCAAAAGAAAUAAAACUGUCUUGUAGUUUCCAGUUACUACAAGACAGUUCACAAUUAAUUGAUUAUGUUGCAAUGUGCACGAAUGUGCCCCAAAUUUUAACAAUACAUAUUACAGGCGAUCUUAAUAUUAUUUAUUUGCACAGUGCCAAUGUUAACAUGUCAUGAUGAAUAUGAUGCUCUUUCAACAUUAAUUCUUUUCCAUGCUAACUGUAAACAGACUUUUUUGUGUUAUAUUAAUUAAUGAAAAAUGAUGAAGAGUAAGGCUUAACAUUUUUUAUUAAAAAAACGACGUUUACUCCUUCAUCAGGUUCAAAGACUUGUACAGUAUAUUGUCUUGCGUGUUAUGUAUUGACUAUUGUAGUCUUUUAACCUGAUGCUGGAGUAAACUCUGAAACGUUGUUUUUUUAAUAAAAAAUUUUAAUUCAAUGUUCUUGGUCAUUUAUAAUAACACAGAAAAGUCUAUUAAUAAAUGAGGAGUCUAUUGAGGAGUGUAUUAUUAAAUAUUUAACUGCAAAUACUUUAUAGUUUUUUCCCCCUCGGCCUUGUUGUGUUUGUUGACUCCUUAAGGAAGUCCUCUGAUAUUACAACCUCCCAAGCAAGGGUCUUUUACUUCCGCACAGCGCUACAGCCAAGCACAGGUAAAAGACGCUGGCUUGCGAGGUUGCCGAUAUUACUGAUAACGUUGUAUUCAAGGUUUUAAAUAAAAAAUAGAACAUAAAUUUCGUGUUUCCUUACUUAAUACAAUAAUUAUGUAUUAUAUGUAACACUUGAAAUCGAGUAAUAUAGAUUUAUGUAGACUAUAAUGCACAAAGUACUGUAGUCUGACCAGGUUCCUGGUAGUAAGGUUGAUUGUGGAGUUUCAUAUGAGCCAUGUCAGGCAAGUGUAUAAAAACUAUGACCUGUAUGGUACAGUAAUGGCAGGUUCACUCUAUCAACGUUUCUGUGAUCACAGUAGGAAUUUUGCGUAGUACGUUUUGAAGGAGAAUUUACUAUGAUAGACAGUGACCAGUGAAGGUCAUCUGUAAAUUUUCAAACCAGCCAUCUUCAGGGGAGUUGCUACAGGUAAUAGCGGUAAUAGCAAUUCAUUGCAGCGUCAUGAUUAAAAAGCAUUUUUUUUUUUUUUAAUUAAUAUUUAAUUUCAGGAAGCUUUCUCACAAAAUGAUUUUCAGAAAGGUCCUGAACUAAAUAAACUAUUAUACAAGAAAGACAUGCAUAUACUACAUAACUAUGAAAAAUAUUAAAAAAUUAUACAAGGGAAAGUUCAAAGAUUGCUAAAAAAGUUUCUCUUAAAUGUAGAAAUACUAAUAGAUAGUUUUAUCUUUCUGCCCAAGUUGUUCCAGUCUGUUAUGGCCUAUGUUAUGUUAAGUUGUUCCAGUCUGUUAUUUUUCGUUGUUAUUAUAUAUUAUAAUAUAGCAUUUGUAAAUUCUGAACGCUGAUUGGCUAAGAGCCGUGUUGAUAUAACUCCAUGUCAACACGGGAAAUUUUCCGCCGCUUGUAACACGGAAAUUCUUCUUAUUCUUCGGGCUUUUGACAUUGCUAUAUUAUCCAGCUGAAGAGGAAUACAAGAACAAAUGAAGACGAAGUCCAUAUCAACAAAAGAUCAAAGGUGGACGACACAGAGGAAUCCGAUGUGUCUUUCGACAUAAAAGUUUUGCGGCCAACAGAGAAAUGUAAACCUGGCAUCACUACUGUGUGUGAUGUAUUGCAAGAAGAUACCAAUUCGGUUGUGAAUGUUUGUGGUCGUAUUACCCUGCAAGGUCCAAUACAAACCAUCAUGUCCAAGGGCAAGGCACUACGGAAACAAGAGGCAGUAUUGACGGAUAAUUCAGCAACUAUCCGCCUUGUGCUGUGGGAAAAUGAUAUAUCCAAAGUUUCGUCAGAAUCCACAUAUGAUAUAUCGAAAGUGGUGCUUAAGGAAUACGAGAAGGCAAAGUAUCUUACCUUAAAUAAGUCAUCUACCAUCAAGAUAUCGCAAAAGUCAAUAAGCAGGCUAGAUACCCCAUCAACAGAAGUGUUAUCGAACACACAAUGUGUUACGUUCCCGGCGAACGGAGUUUUAUCUUUGCAACGAUUUUCAUCUUGCCUAAGAUGUCAAUCAAAAUUGGUACCAAAUGCCUCCAAAAAAACUGUAAAGUGCACCGAAUGUGGUCUGGGACAACUUCAAGCUAGCUGUCAACAGCGUUUGUUGGCAAAUGUUUUAUUUCAGAAGGGAGCAAGUUCAAACAGUUUGCUGCUGUUUGAUGACAAACUAAAACAAUUAUUCAAAAUCUACCAAGAGCAGACUAAUAACACGCAAACUUUUGAAACUCUAGAUGAUGAUGAUAUGAUGGAAUUUUUGUUAACCGUGGCUGCGAAAGUGUUCUAUAAUGGAAAAAAGAAUGUGGUUGCUAUUCAGAAAAUUUAACAUUGAAAUUGAACUUGUAGUCGCAUAUAUAUAUAUAUAUAUUUUGUAUACUUUACGUAUGCAUAUUCUAUUGCCAGUGCUGGGACAGUGGACACUUAAUUCCUAUCGCACUUCUAUUUAAAGUUCAUUACUGUUUUGUUGCCUGUUAAGGUGUUUUGUUGGGUUAAAUAGAUGAAAAUGAAAGACUGUACAUGUGUCUCUAAUAUUUUUUGUUUGUCCACACUUAGCUUUGAUAGUUUGUAGAGUGGCCCUGUCUGGGCCAACAUUUUAUAUUGGGAAGUGGGAUAGGAGUGCGCAACCAAAAGAAACAAAUUGUCACCUGUCUUGCAAUUAUUUAGAAGCAUUCUAACAAUUACCUCACCCACCCACUAACGGUCCUUGACUUGCUACAGAAUUUUCAGUCCAUAUAUUUUUCUAACGUAAUCUAUUUCAUAGCUAAAAUGGCUCCCGCAGCAUUCCCUACCUUGCAGGUAACCUAGUAUAUUAUAAUAUAGCAUUUGUAAAUUCUGAACGCUGAUUGGCUAAGAGCCGUGUUGAUAUAACUCCAUGUCAACACGGGAAAUUUUUCGCCGCUUGUAACACGGAAAUUCUUCUUAUUCUUCGGGCUUUUGACAUUGCUAUAUUAUAAAACAAAUAUAAAACAUUUUUCCGUAUUGAUAUAUAGUUAUAUCAACACUCGUGGAAGUUGGGAAAACUCGAAAUUGUGUGAAAACACUUCGCCCUUCGGGCGUCGUGUUUCCACACAAUUUCUCGUUUUCCCAAUUUCCACUCGUGUUGAUAUAACUGUAUAUCAACACGGAAAAUGUUUUAUAUUUGUUAAAUAUAAUAUAAUAUAAUAUAAAGGUAAAGAAUUUUUUAUAAGUAUUUGUAAUGCAUUGUAAUGCAUAAGUUGACGUGUACAUUUCAAGAACGACUAAGAGUGAAACACUUGACGUUCUUCAUUACCUUCCGUUACCUUCCCGCAAUUGACGUUUGAUAUUACGUCAAAGGAAGAUGAAUAAUAAUGAUGUUUUACGCUAAUGGGGCAGAAAAUAGUUCAUGUAAUAUUAAUAGAAAUCAGAACUAGUUUUGUGUUAUUAUUAAUCAAGUUUGAUGCCAGUUAUAAAAUUAGUAUAUUUUGUAAUUUUACUUUAAUGCAUAAUUCCUAGCUUUCACUACGUUUACUUGCCCUAAGUGUCCGCCACUGUUCUUACACAAGGCAAUUUUCGAUUGUGGGGUAUUACCAUAGAUAUUACCUAUAUACAGGGAAAGAUUGUCUCCAGACGCUAUUUGGUGCUAGCCUCCUCCGCAGGCAUCGCCUUUAGAUUAUCGGGCAAAAUUUCUUGCAGGCAAAAAUAUUAAUCACCGACUUUCCAAAGUAAGUCCCACGAGAUGCCUGCGGAGGAGGCUAAUUUGGUGCAUGCCUUGGCUGAACUAUCGAAAGUGGCGGGAAAAAUAAUGAUAUAGAACUGAAAAGUCAGUAAAACGGCGUCAAUCAGCAUUCGAGUACACUCAUAUAAUACUUUCCAGGAGUGCAUCUUCACCAAGUUUAAGUAUAUUUAUGCAGUCUUACAGAGGUCCCGUCAGUCAAAAUUAAUGUCGUUUUGUCGCACUGUAGUGAUUAGUUUUAAUUUUUAAUUUGUAGUCAUAUGGACUCAAGAAAAGUGUUCAAAGCGAGACAAUCAGUACUCACGUAAGUUCUAACAUGCACCAUGCAUGCACGGCGAAUAUUGAACCUUGAUGUGUAUUGCACAGUAGUUGCCCGCAUGCAUUGUGCUUGGGUUAGCCUGCAACUAAAUUUUACUCAACUACUGCAGGCCCCCAAGAGUUGUAAGUUAGGAGAUCGAGGCGGAUAUUCAGCCCUUGGCAGUAACGUCACAACCAUAGAUAUGGUCACAACACAUACUGUUGAGGAAUUGUUUACCGUCCGCCAUUUUGGGCGUGCAAAUAUUUCAAACCAUUAGCGUUUAAAGCCAGGCUGCCUUUGUUUGAGAAUUCAGAGUGGCCAUUUUCUGAUACGAAUAAAGCCAUUUCCGUGGCUGUCCAGAGUGCUCCCCAUGGUUUUUGUCAUUCAAAAUGGAGGAUUAUUUAGCAGGAGGUAAUAUAAUUAUGCGGCUGCAAGAUUAAAAUUAUAUAGUAUCAUUUUUAGACCUACAGGUAACCAGGAGCAGUCGUGAAAAUGCAACUGCUGGCUCUGGCAGGAAAAAACUUCCAAUAUAAAAUAAUUUUUAAUAGACUUUACCGAUUAUUCUCUUUUACCCAAUGGCCUCGUUUCCAUAUUAACUUAUUUUAGCAUGUCAGGGGCAGAUCAAGAUUAUAUUCCCAUGUUUUCCUGGGCGAAUUUGUUUCUUGCUGUUCUUAGGCUCAAUAACAAAGUAAUUUUCAAUCCUACUAAGCACAAAACAUGAGUAAGUAUUUGACAUGAAAACGAGGCCAUUGGGUAAAAGAGAAUAAUUGGUAAGGUCUAUUGCCUUAUAUUAUCAUAUUAUAUUAUACAAAUAAUGAAUGUUUAUGAGUGCAAUGGUAAGAAUAUUUUCAUGAGGUGAAAGAUGGAAUGUUCCAUUCAACGAGGCGACAGCCGAGUUGAAUGGAACAUUCCAUCUUUCACCGAAUGAAAAUAUUCUUACCAUUGCACGAAGAAACAUUCAUUAUUUGUUUUAUAUAAUACCAAAAUAGACUAAUAGAUUCGUAUGAGAAGCAUUUUGAGGAAUGCGAUUUAUCGAAAACACAAAGAGUGCAACUGUACUAUACGUUUUAUUCCAUUGCAUUCGCGGAGAGUGCAAUGGAACGUACGUGUUCCAUUGCACUCUUGGGAAAUGGAAUUUUCUAUUCAAUAUCACGUGACCAUAAACAGCCAAUUAAACGAUUAGAAUUCAAUAAGGUAUUAUAUAAUAUAUAUUAUCUUUCUUUUUCAGAGAUCUACUUGAAGUUUCUCACAUUCGAACAAUUUACAACAUUUUUGUGGCAAUACUCAUUGUCUUCAGUUUAAACACGUUGGCCUAUGAUUACAUUGAACAUGGCAGGUACGGCAUAUAGUAAAGUAUAAGCGUGGUCUGAUUAAAUUUGCCAUCUUCAAAUAGGUGUUUCGUCAUUAGACAUUUUUCCUCCCUGAACCUAAUACGUCAAGUAUACAGGGUGUAUAAAAAAAAGCGCAAUCCUCGACUGAAAUGUAAAUUGCUAAACAAAUAAUAGACGAAAACGUUAAAGUUUACAUUCAUUUUAAAGCGUAGCCAUUCAGCUUUCUAACAGUGGGUUGUUUCUUAAAUUUGACUCAUUGGUUCGCGGGUAAUAAUACUUUACGUUAUUGCGAUUGGAGAUUAAAAAAAUUGAGAUGGAAUAACAAAUCAUUCUCAUGAAAAUAACUGAUUUUUUCAUUAAAACAAAAAAAUGUUGCAUUUUAUUAAAUGGAUUGUAACAAUAAGUAUAAUUACGGCUUUUCUUCCACUAUUUUUAACUCAGUUUGAAACUUCAAAUGCGAUAUAAUUUUGGCUUGGACCAUCUAAGCUGACUGACUUAACUUGCUAUAAUUUCUGUUUACAUAACAUCGCAAUUCGAUGACACUCUGGCUCUGACACCAGAAUGUUUUGACGAUGUUUAGCAUUCGUUUAGGAUUUUCAAACAACCUGGUCUCUUUUAAAAUACUUUUAAUUUGUUCUUACGUGGUUUUCCAGAUGUAGUGACGGCAACAUUAAAGUUUAAAGAAGAAAAUUCUAACAUUUAAACCGACUAAACAAUAAUAUAGUAAACUUGCAUAAUUAAACAGCAACUAAAAAUGAUAGGUUUUACUAAAUCUUUUCCCGUGCAAUUAUUACUAACAUUGGAGACAAGGAUAAUAGUUUGUUUGAAAGAGAAAAGAACAGUUUGAAAUAAGCCUAAAAGCGUUUAACUAGAAAGAGUAUUUCGAAAGUUAUUAAGCACAAAGGAUGAAUUGCGUUUAUUUUGAUACACCCUGUAUAGUUACUGUAAAUACAAAACGUUCUGCAGAUUAUUCUUUAUUCUUUUCAUUGUACCUGUAACUAUUUGUAAAUAUUUUACACGCCCAUUGUGGAAACCAGCUUUAUAUAGAUGACAAUGUUAGCGUAGUUAAAUAAAGUUAUCAUCAUCAUCAUGUAUAUGUUUCGGCAUCAGUGCUUGGCAACAAUGGGAUGGCACUGAACUACAUAAAAGCUUGAAGUGUCAUGAGUCCUCAAACGACCACAAGGGAAAUGAGCUUUGUAAAUGACAUCAUAACAAAAAACGCAGCAGAGUCGCGACCAGAACACGAUCUCCACUCUGAUUGCGUUCCAUUUGCAUUCCAUUUCGUUUGAAACACGUUCGAAGUUGCAUUCUAAUUUGCUUGCAAUCUGACCCGAACUCGUUCUAAACGUGUUCCGGUUACACCCGUAAUCAAAUUGGCGAUCUCCGAAAUUUAUCGCCGUUUUCAGUGCAAUUCCAACACUAAGCCUAAGGAAAACAGUAAAGUGAUUAGUGUUUGUGGGUCGUUCUUCAGAAAAUUUGUUCUAUACUUUCAUUAUGUUCAUUGUUAUAAUCAACCAAUCACAAAACCUGUUCUUAUGGCUUCGCGAUGACCCAAAGCCAAAGGAUUAGCCUGGGUGCAGUUCCAGACCUUCUGAAACGAGUAAUUGAUUGGACAGCCGGUUAAAUAAAGACCAGGGUCUCUAGAAGCACAUUCAAUUAUCUUGUUAACUCUAGGUUGGUGGUAGAUUUCUCAAUUUUGACCUGGGCAUUUGGAAAUACGUCUGUGGUAGUGGUCACGUGGAUACUAAUGCAGUUACAAGUACUUCUGGCGUAUCCAUUAUUUAUCGCCUGGGUUUCCACCCGUGUUACUGCGCCGAAAGUUGUUGAUCUUAUUUGGUUGGGAGUUUUUUUUGUAUAUCUGGCCAUCUUGUUUAUAUUUCCUCUCAAUGACAUAUUGAGUAAUAAACUACCUCCUGUGUCUAGGGUCAUUAUUACUAUGGAGCAGGUAUGUUUAAACCAACCUACUGUUAUUGUAGCUGGUAAAUACGCUGGCUUAGUACGCAUUUGAUUGGUUAAUCGAAUAUAUGAAACGCAUCUGAUUGGUUAUUAGGGAGCUUUAGCAGUGACUACGAAUAUUCUCGCGUGUUGUUUGCUUACGCCAUCAUCUGUGCCAUCAUGCAAAACUCGUAGUCGCCGGGCUUUUGAGUACGAGAUGGCAUAAGCAAACAACACAAAGUUUGGCGCGAAAAUGACGAAUGUCGUAGUCGUACUCGUAGUCACUGCUAAAGCUCCUCAACAGUCCAUUAACGGUAGCGGUAGUGGAAGCCAAAUCUCUCUAAUAUAAUAGAAAGAACAACCGUUAUUUGUGUAUAAUGAUAUGCUAAAUGGGCUAAAUGCAAUCAGGGCGUCUAUAAGAAUGGGCGGUGAAACGCCAGUGAAGCAGCUGAAACAUGUGUGAUGCACUUUAGGCCUGGGGCCCAGCGUGCACAACAAGGAGUUCUCGAAGAAAACAAAAAAUUUAAAAUUUUCAACAGGCUUCAACGAAGAUCUUGCUAAAGUCAGUGAGUGGUUAGUAGCCAACAAACUUACUUUAAACCAAUCUAAAACAGAAUUUAUGCUAAUCGGCUCCCGUCAAAGGAUUAGUACUUUCAACUCUAGUCCUUCACUGACAAUAAAUGACGUACCAAUUAAACAAGUCUCUCACACAAAGUCAUUUGGUGUACAUUUAGACGAGAACUUGACUUGGAAUGUUCAUAUCGAGAAAUUAUGCAAAAAAGUCGCUUCUGGCAUAGGUGCAUUAAAGCGUAUAAGGCCAUUCGUCCCACCUUCCACAAUGCAACUUAUUUACAAUUGCUUAGUUCAACCCUAUUUCGAUUACUGUUGCGUUGUCUGGGAUAGUUGCGGCAGUACUCUUGCGAAUAAACUGCAAAAACUCCAAAAUCGAGCCGCUAGAGUACUUACUUCAUCUAAUUAUGAUACAAAUGCUGAAUAUCUAAUUGAAAAAUUGAGCUGGAAAAACCUUGAAUCUCAGCGAAAAAUUGCCAAAGCUAUAAUGGUCUAUAAAUCUCUUAAUGGUUUUGUGCCAGACUACCUGUCUGAAAUGCUUGUUGAUCGAAGUAGCGUAACAAAUUAUACAUUGAGAGACACCAGUAGAAAAUUAGCUUUAGCUCAACCACGCACAAAUUACCUGAAAAAUAGUUUUAGCUAUAGUGGUUCUGUGCUGUGGAACUCCCUUCCGGUUGAUUUGAGACAGUCUAACUCAUUACGUAAAUUCAAGUCAGACUGCAGCAACUUUAUACAUUAGUCAAUAAUUUUAGAUUUUUAUAUUAAUAUAUUAGCACGGCACUUAUGGAAAACAGGUAUUCUUGUAAUAUAUAAUUAGUAUUAGUAUAGUAUGUAUACAUAAUUAGUAUCUUAAUUAACUUUUAUAUUCUGUAAUCUGUAACUACAUUGUAUUCUCUUAUCAUCUUUUAUGUAAAAUCCUGAUAAGUCUACCGUGGGUAAAUAAAGUUCACAAUCAAUCCCUAAUUCAUACUUCGUGGCAAACUUGAAAUUGCGCUUUAAUAUAGUACGCGGACAUGACGAGAAAACCGCUACAAAACUGCCAUUUAAACUGAUGGCAAUUUCCAAUUCUUCCUCGGUCAAGCAGCCCGCCAUCUUGAAACACGAAAAUGUAUAAAUGAAAACGCUUUCGAACAACGUGGGGGGUCCGCGCAUCACACAUGUUUCAAAGCUUUCACUGGCGUUUCACCGCCCAUUCUUAUAGACGCCCUGAUGCAAUGAUGAAUAGAACAUCGUACCACUCAGCAAGCCAUACCCAUACAUCUACCAAGAAACGUUAACGUAUAACGCUACAAUGAUCACAACGAACAUAAAACACUACAUGUGAAUCAGCUGUGAAUAUUGUUCUCAGGACACAUUUUAUAAGACACAAUUUGUGAAUGUCACAGUCAUUGCGACACCUGCAUUCUUCUAGUAACAAUUUGUUUUUUCCUAUUCAAGAUCCGUUUUUACAUGAAAAUACAUUCGUUUGUCAGAGAAGUUGCCCCACGUGUUAUAGCUGCAGAUAAGCGCAACAAAGGUACGUUCAUCUUCCAUUGCAUGAACCUGAGUGGCAUGGGGAACUCAUGACGGGCAGGGAUGGCUCCUGUUGGCGAAGGGGAAGAGGGGCAGCCGCAGUGAGGGGUACUAUUUUCAUAUUGGGGAAGUAGUUGUAAUAGUUUGAGAUAUUCAUCAUAUACGCAUAUAUACAAUGAACGCUAGAAAACUGUUUACAAAUUAGGGGGAAAAACAUCUGCUAAAUGUUGUAAAAAUGCAUAUCAACUCCGACCAUGCAAUGUCUAUUUGAGGAGUUCCUCUAAUAUUGGCAAAACUGAAGGAAGCCUAAAUACUUUUAUAAAGAGUGCUAUACCUGUACUAAACUGUACUAGCCCAAGACAAUGUUCUUGGUAGAUCACAUAUAUAUAGCAUCUGUAGUGUAAUUUGAUGAGUCUUCCCCUUCUUACCGCGUCCAUAGCGUUCCAGCGUCCUUGGCUAACAAUUAUUUUGCGAAUUAGCACGGAUGUGGUUAGCGUGCUGUUCCUACUUUUAAAUUAUAAGCUUGCUACUGCGGGAUCGAGAGUAGGGAUUAAACUCAGGUUGAGCAACUUACCUGUGCUCGAACAACUCGUGUAAGUAGAGUUUGGGUGUUUCUGUCUUGUGCUACGAGGGCUUCCUCUAUGUCCUCUGUUUUUUUUACGUCACGAAAUGAAUCGUAAAAUAACCAACCCUCUGAGACCUUUGUCAAGUGGGUUGUAAAACCUGUCAAGGCUCUGAGUGGUCAAACAUUAAACUAAGACACAAUGAGAGACGCAACAGCAAGAGUUGUUAUUCCAUGUUUAGGUGUUGAUAAAAAGAACAGUGAUGAUGAAAAAACAGAUGAUGAAGGAUAUGACGAUGAUUCAAUCUCAAAUAACAACAACAUUCCUGGAUUUAGUCAGUUUCUCUACUUUCUUUUUGCUCCAACUCUUGUUUACAGAGAUUCAUAUCCACAGUAAGUACAGCGCAUUGAUAUAUCAAUGGUACAGCGUUUAGUCAAUCUAUAGUAAGUACAGCGCAUUGAUAUAUCAAUGGUACAGCGUUUUGUCAAUCUAUAUUUCGUUGGCAGAAAACCUAGAAUACCGUUGUCGGGAAUGACGUUAGAGGUUGAAGUUUUAGUUUUCUUCAAAAAAUCACAUUAAGACAAGGUAGGUGAUUUGUGAUUUACACAAUACAAUUCGAGUUGUAAGCAGGUUGCAUGUGACAGUUUUAGGCAAAGAUUGUGUAGUGUAAAUCGGCCUUUAUAAAUCGCAAAAUCACUCACAAAAACUACCCCCAAAUGACAGGUUAUCGCAUAAUCACUAACUUAUAACAUGACUGUAUUGAAAUCAACUUCAUUAAAUUAGUAUAACCACAAUUCUCAACACUAUAAUUCCAUGUCCAACUCUUGUCUAUAUACAGAGGGAGCCAUAUCCGCAAUAAGUAGCAUGUAUAUCGUCAAUCAUUUCCACAGUUAUUAACAUUUCAUUCGCUCGAUAUCUGUUUAGUGCAUGGAUCAAGUCCAAAAAGUACCAAAGUACAAAAAAAACCAGUUCGAACGAUCUGUGCCAGCGUAGGUAGAACUAGCCUGCGGGCAGCCCCAUACCACGUAAUGGUAUGGGGCUGCCCUCAGGCAAAGGUAGAACCGAAAACACCAGAAAAUUGAGAUGGAUUCAACUCACUGAAAAAUACAAGUAAAACUUUCGACUGAAAAAUUUGAGUAAACGGUCCCACAAUGACUCAAAUAUUGAGUAAAAUUUAUGAGCAAAUGUACUAAUUUUUUUAGUAAUGUAAAUUUGAAACUUUAGUCAAAAUAUUUAAUAAAUUUGAUCAUAAUGUUAGUAAUUUCGCUCAAAAUUUUGAGUCACCGUGCGUGCAUUAAGCCUGGUUUCCAUAUGGUCGUAAAGGUCGUGAAAAUAGAGUCACGAUCUUUCUCAACGGCCAGUUUAUUAUUGUUUAUACCUGUGAACCACAUAUAAAUCAUAAGUAUUAUCUAGUCAUAAUCACUCCGCGUAUUUUCAGUUCUAAAAUGUUUUAUUUCGGUUGAUGAGAACUAUCUUGACAGACGUGACUCAAUCUUUACGAUAAGGAAAACAGGCAUUAUUUUACUCGUGAAAAUUGCGCCAAAAAGUUGACUUGCGACGAACCUUUCAUUUUGAUACACGAAUACACCCGGAAGUAUUCCCGGAAGUACGUGAAUUUAUCAACCUCUUGUCAAUCUACGCAUGCUCACCAGUACGUUUCGGUACGAUACGAUUGAAGUGUAAAGCAGGCUUUAGUUGGCUUUAGUAUUUGAUUAAGAUUUAGAUUAGAAUUGUAAGGAUAACGGUUAAGGAUUAGGAUCAAUAUGAAUAUUUUGAGAAAUCGCUGUGCUAUAUGAGAACUAAAAUUGAACUUCUCUGUCUACAGUAAACGAGUUACCAAACUCGCCUUUUGGAAUGAAAAUCUGUCUACAGUAAACGAGUUACCAAACUCGCCUUUUGGAAUGAAAAUCUGCAUGUAAAUGCCAGAAAAUCUAAAUUUUACCUGUUAGAUUUUUUGUGUUCAUAAAGUUUAUGGUAAGAUAAUUUUUGAAAUUAUGAGUGAUCUAUUACGUGUGCUUGUGUUUCUAGAACUCCCACGAUCCGCUGGAGGUACGUCGUUACCAACUUUGCACAGGUUGUUGGUUGUGUUUUCUACACUUACUACAUUUUUGCUCGUUUCUGUGUGCCUGUUUUCAGAGAUACUGGAAAAAAUCCUCCAAAUUUAAAGUAAGUUUGAGCUAUGCGUGAAAGCUAUCAUGACGUUUGCUCGAUGAUUAAUUUAUUAAUUAUUAUAAAAAAAAUUCUAAUAAAAUCAAUAGACCACUUUGGCGGUUUUGCCUUAAUUGAAAACACGUGCUCGGAAGUUCCGAAACUCGGACAAACAUGGUGGAACAUGAUAUAGAUUCUAUACACAGUACGCAAACGUUUAUCGUAUUUACACAAUAAAUUCUCUUGUUAAUUCCGCCAAACCAACGUUAUGAGUACCCACGCUAACUAGUUGAAGUCCGCUAAGUUCAUACCUUUAAAUUUUUCUUCUUGUAACCCUUUAUUUUGUGGAAUUGACAAACGAGUUUAUUGGUUAAAUACGCGAAACUUUUGCGUAUUCUGUGUUGAUAGAAUUUAUAUUACGUUCCGCCAUGUUUGUCCGAGUUUCCGAUCAUUCCAGCUCAUUCCAGCACGUGUUUCCAUUUAGCACAAAACCGCCAAAAGUGAUCUAUUCACACAGCAGCAAGUCUCAUAUGAAGUUUUUUAGCGGACAAAAUAUCUGAAAUGUAUCAAUCGAGUUUAUGCGCUAUAAAUUGAUGUUAUGUGCUAUACAUUGAUGUUAUGUGCAAAUACAUCGAUGUCAUAAACCGAUGCAACUAAAAGAUAAACCGAUACAACUAAAAGAUAAACCGAUACAAAUAAAAGAUGAGGAAACGGAAGUAAAUACCAAUAAAAGAUGAGGAAACGGAAGCAAAUACCAGUAAAACAUGAGGAAGCGGAAAUAAAUCGGAAAAACGGAAGUUGAGCGACGCGGCGACGUACAACAAUGGCGUCUCUUGGACUACGCAUUUGGCUUCCUAAUACAGAAAACUCUUUUCGUGAAUUGGUUGAUUUAAUAAGAAAUGCUGAUUUUUAUACAAGGAUUUUUAUUGUCGUAGAUUAGAAGAGUAUAAACGCAACAUUGAGUCGGUUUUAACUACAAGAAUCACCGAAUCAUAAACAACGGAGCAGUUUUUAAUCAACAAUCUACACAUACUAUGUACUUAUUUAAAUAGUUUACGAAAUGAAUUGGACGUUAUUGUUGAAAAUUAUGAACGGACCUCAGAGCGCUUUUCACUAGAAGAGUCUUACGAUCGUGCGGUUUGUGUAAGAGAGACAGGGCAGAAUACCAAAUGUUCAGGAUUUUGUUCAGUCUAUCUUAAGCGCGGUGACGAACUUGCAGCAUUCUUCGCAAACACGUGAAGAAAACGCAUCACAAGGUGCCAGUGCAGUAGAAUUCACAUCGUUACCUGAAGAACUGAAUUCUCGUUUCCGAAUGGCCACCUACUCAGAAUUCGUGACUGAAGCCCCGUUUACACUACGCUCAAUUUUUGGUACGGUACGGAUAAAAUUGGUACCCGUACCACUUUUCUGGUUCUUGGACUACCUAUUUAAGUAGUCCAAGAACCAAAAAGUGGUACGGUACCAAAAAUUAAGCGUAGUGUAAACGGGGCUUAGCUAAAUAGGUAGUUAAAGAACCAAAAAAGUGGUACAGGUACCAAUUUUAUCCGUGCCGUACCAAAAAUUGAGCGUAGUGUAAACGGGGCUUGAGUACCAAAUAAUGCGUCUGGGCUGCAGCCAGCUUUUCAGGGAUACUGAAUUUUACACACAUGACUAUCUCUUUCUCUCACCUUAUAUAUUUUACAUGCCUCCAUACAAGCUUUUUAGUACAGGGAGAUCAUACUCCUUGAAUAUGAUCAAAUUUUUUUACACCACAAGAUAUUUUAGGCCUACCGAUACAAUUUCACACACGCAUCUCCAAUUUUAUGUUCCGAAAGUCUACGUGCACCUAUACACUUAUAUUUCUUAGGUUCACAUUUAUACAUAUACAAGUGGUUUUUUAUACUUUAUUCUCAGGCUUAUCAAAUACAACAUUAUUUUCACAAGCAUAAAUUGUGCCAACAACACGAGGCCAUCACACCAUCAUAUUUCACACUUGGCAUAUUGUGGCAUUGACUUAUGUGGUUAAUUGCUCUUCUGUGACUUGUAUUCUUGGCCUACCAACGAGCCCGUUUCUUUCCGCCGUACAAACCGUUUGCACGAUCGUAAGACUCUUCUAGUGAAAAGCGCUCUGAGGUCCGUUCAUAAUUUUCAACAAUAACGUCGAAUUCAUUUCGUAAACUAUUUAAAUAAGUACAUACUAUAUGUAGAUUGUUGAUUAAAAACUGCUCCGUUGUGUAAGAUUCGGUGAUUCUUGUUGUUAAAACACUCAAUGUGCGUUCAUACUCUUCUAAUCCACGACAAUAAAAGUCUGGCGAGUCACAUUGAGUGCGACUUUAUUCAGCAUUUCUUAUUAAAUCAACCAAUUCACGAAAAUAGUUUUCUGUAUUAGAAAGCCAAAUGCGUGGUCCAAGAGACGCCAUUGUUGUACGUCGCCGCGUCGCUCAACUUCCGUUUUUCCGAUUUACUUCCGCUUCCUCAUCUUUUAUUGGUAUUUGCUUCCGUUUCCUCAUCUUUUAUUGGUAUUUACUUCCGUUUCCUCAUCUUUUAUUUGUAUCGGUUUAUCUUUUAGUUGUAUCGGUUUAUCUUUUAGUUGUAUCGGUUUAUCUUUUAGUUGUAUCGGUUUAUGACAUCGAUGUAUUUGCACAUAACAUCAAUGUAUAGCACAUAACAUCAAUUUAUAGCGCAUAAACUCGAUUGAUACAUUUAAGAUAUUUUGUCCGCUAAAAAACUUCAUAGUCUCAUUAGAAGAUCUAAAGGACACGUGUUAAUAUUUAUGUUUAUCUAGACGUUUUAUACUCUCCGUAUUCAAUGCGAUGUUGCCGGGAACUCUAGUGUUAGUUUUGGGUUUCUUCUGUAUCUUACAUUCCUGGUUGAAUGCUUUUGCUGAAAUGCUCAAGUUUGCUGACAGAAUGUUUUACCAGGUAUAUGGGAAUCUUUUUCAAUUAUUUAAAUAUUGGAUAAGGUUUUGUGAAAUCACGAAUUGUCGAGGCUAUUACUUUCCUAAGUUUGUUUAUCCUAACCCACUUUGUCAACUUUCCCUGUGGGAGGAAACCGGGGCAUGUACUAAAAGGCGAAACGUCGAAACGAAACGACCGAAACGAAACGGCCGAAACCACCGAAACGACACAACCGAAACGAAACGACCGAAACGAAACAACCGAAACGAAACGACCGAAACGACCGAAACGAAACGGCCGAAAAUGUAAAUUACAGGAAAAUUGAAAAAUGCGGAUACGGACG
Paramuricea clavata is the source of this 17967-nucleotide messenger RNA. NCBI's taxonomy places the organism in Eukaryota, Metazoa, Cnidaria, Anthozoa, Malacalcyonacea, Plexauridae. The record is from the annotation of a GenBank genome assembly.